GGGUUUCCCAAUUUACCUCCUUUCCCACCCAUCCUCCCUUCUCUCCCCCCUUCACUCCCACGACAUCCUUUCCCCCAAUCUCCCUCCUUUCCCUCCAAUCCUCCUCCUUUCCCUUCUUCACUCCCCAGCGACAUCCUCUCUCCACGGCUCCGUCUUUCUCCUGUCGCCGACUCGCAGCUCCUCCCGAUGACCGACUAGUUCGCAAAGUCCGUAGAGUACGGUCUUGGGCUCGCUAAGCGGAUUUACGACCGGACGGAUCGGAUGGUUUCGCCGCCGGCUGUGGCGGCGAUGGAGAAAUCGUCGUCGCUGAAGUCGAGGGAGAUGUAUCUUCCGGCGGCGCGGAUGGUGUACGUGGCGGUCUUGGAGCCGUCGAUUGUGGAUAAUCCAGAUAUUCCAAGCUACCAGCCGUAUGUGCACGGCCGGUGCGACCCGCCGGCGUUGAUUCCACUCCACAUGCAUGAGAUUGCGAUGGAAGUUGACUGCUAUAUGGAUACGGCUUUUGUUACACUUUAUGGAACUUGGCGAGUUCACUGCCUUACGGGAAGUAGAAGCUACGGUUGUCGCAUAGCCAUUCCGAUGGGAGAAGAGGGUUCAAUUCUAGGUGUCAAGGUUGAUGUUGGUGGAAGAUCAUAUUAUACCAAACUGAUCACCACGGAAGACAUAGAAGAUGUGGAUAAAGCAGCCAAAGCUGAAGAUGGAAGCUUUUUGAUACCCCAGAUUUAUACUUUGAAAGUUGCAAAGAGGUUAUCAUAUGAUGAUGGUCAGUUUUACCUCAGCAUGCCUUUUAGUUUUACAACAUAUGUGAUUCCUGCUGGGAAGAAAACCUCCAAAAGAGAAAAGAUAGAGUUUAGUGUGAAUUCUGGCAUCAGUGCAGAACUUUUGUGCAAAACUAGCAGCCAUCCUCUAAAGGAAAUAAGGCGUCAAUUUGGUAGAUUGAGAUUUUUAUAUGAAGCAGAAGUUCUCAAAUGGUCAGAUUUUGACUUCAAUUUUUCAUAUACUGUUUCUUCAAGUGACAUAUGUGGUGGAAUGCUCUUGCAGUCUCCAUCUUUGCAUGAUUAUGAUCAAAGAGAGAUGUUCUGCCUCUAUCUUUUCUGAGGAAAUCACUAGGGUAUGAAGGUCUAUAAGCUUAGUCUUUGAUCUAUAUCAUUAUUCUAUCUAUCUGUGAAAUUAUCCCCAUUUAUCUAUUUAUAUAAUAACUAGAUCCUGAUUUUUGGAAGGAUUUUUUGAUUUGUGAUUUUUUCUUAUGAGAAUGCAUUCCUGGUUGUAGUGUGUACACUAAUAUUGGAAAUGUUGUCCAUCCUAACAUUUUUGGGGGGUCAAGUGACCAUUCAGUCACUGUACAAAACUGGGAAUUUCUUAGAAAUUAAAGCUACCUGUCAACUAAGUAACUAACUAAAGUUAGAAUCGCAUCUAUUACACAUACAUGUUCAUGUAAUUUGCUUUAUGUUUCUCUUGGAAAUGCCCACUCUAGGCUUGUAGCACUAGGCUUUUUUUCUUUGAGAACAAUUUCGGGGCUUUUUUUUUGUAGAAUAUAUCAUACAACUUUUGAGAUCAUAAAAAAUGAAAAACUGGUACUUGCAUGGUUGUAUCUUCAAAUAUCACCUCUUGAUUUUAAGGAGGUUAAUUUUUUGGCAUAUUUUUUGACUUCAACAUAUAAAAAAUAUGGUGUACAAACCUUAUUAGCUAGUUAUUUUAUGAAUCGUUAUAACUUAGUUAGUUUACUUUUUUUUUAAUUUAAGUGGGAUUAAUUGGCUCUGCCUUUAUUUAAUUAAGAAGGAGAUUAAUAAAUAAAUUUUCAUAUAAAAUAAUUUUUUCAGCAGUUUCUCGAGAGAAGUUUUUCAUUCCCUGUUAUGGAUUCCAUUACUUUUUUUGGGAUUUUUAUGUUUACUUAUUGUGUUGAAUGAGGAGGAGGCAUUCCGUGAAUCGUCCGCCAAUGCCCGAUGCAUGGGAGGAUCAAGAAAAAGAACCCAUGCUUCAAGAAAUUAUUAACGUUAAUGGUUUACGACUAUUACGACAUUAACAUGAUGUCAUACAAUACAGUUGAGAGCAACUUUUGAUUUUUUUCUUAUUUUGUUUUUUUUUUUUUUGUUAUCUGAACAGAUGAAAUUUUUGUAUUUUAAUUUGAAUUUGUAUAAUGUGUUUGAAUUUGAAUUUGGAUAUUGAAUUUUUUGUAUUUUUUUUUAUUAUUUGAUCAGAUGAAAUUUUUGUAUUUUAAUUGAAUUUGUAUAAUAUAUUUGUAUAUAAAUUUGAA
This is a messenger RNA of Malania oleifera, 2251 nucleotides long. RefSeq lists its product as uncharacterized. The transcript is spliced from 6 exons. Lineage: Eukaryota; Viridiplantae; Streptophyta; Magnoliopsida; Santalales; Ximeniaceae. The coding region runs from base 262 to 1095 and encodes 277 amino acids. The record is from RefSeq and is a predicted model, not a curated record.